Rhodofomes roseus is the source of this 2100-nucleotide messenger RNA. RefSeq lists its product as uncharacterized. Gene Ontology annotation, molecular function: DNA binding; DNA-binding transcription factor activity, RNA polymerase II-specific; zinc ion binding. The coding region runs from base 120 to 1829 and encodes 569 amino acids. NCBI's taxonomy places the organism in Eukaryota, Fungi, Basidiomycota, Agaricomycetes, Polyporales, Fomitopsidaceae. Gene Ontology annotation, cellular component: nucleus. The transcript has 10 exons. The record is from RefSeq and is a predicted model, not a curated record. Gene Ontology annotation, biological process: DNA-templated transcription; regulation of DNA-templated transcription.
UAACCUUCCCGCACGUAGUGGGUAUAAGAAAGGCACCAUGGCGGCACAGUUGGAGUGACAGAUCUGCGUCGAGUAAUACGCGUCCCCUCUUAUUCGCCUCUUUUUCGUAACACUCAACAAUGUCUGCUCAAGGAUCUAACCCCACCCCCACAACGGGCUCGGGCAGGGCGCCGCGAGGUUCAGCGUGUCUGAACUGUCGUCGUCGCAAGUUCAAAUGCGAUGGCGUGAGGCCAGUUUGCGGACCCUGCAUUCGCACUCAGCGAGAGUACGACUGCGAGUACACCGACGGUGCAACCAGAAGUCCUACUCAACUGCUCGAAGACAACAUCGCUCGUCUCGAAGCACGCAUCUACGAGCUCGAGCAUCCCGACUCCGUCGCACCUUCUGUAACCCUGCACGACCCUCGUACAGCAACGACUCAGCCGGGUCUUGCUCUCCAGUUGCCAACGGUAGCCUCUGGUUCUACUGCGGCUGCGGGGCCAUCCGCUCAGAACACAGCAUAUCUAAUACCGCAGGCUACUCCCGUGACAGCCCUCGAUGCUACCUCAGAACCUUCUCCUGAUGUAGUACAGAUGUUGGUCGGAUUCUUCCUCCCGCAUGCAGACCAGGUUGGGUUCUUCCUCCAUCAUGGCCGUUUCCGCGAGUACGCGCUAGUCCCCACAGCUGAACACUGCCAGGCGCGCCUGUCCCCCGCUCUCCUCAAUGCGGUGUACCUGUGGGGCGUGCAUUUCUCGGGGAACGCGUCUAUGCUUGCGCAUGAGCCUGUUUUCCUCCAGCGCGCGGUACAGUCUGUGUCCGCUGCUUUGGUGCGGGCGCCACGCUACAAUAUCAUCUACAGCAUCCAGGCCGAAGUCCUUUUGGCCCACUACUUCUUCGCCGCCAAUCGGUCCCUGGAAGGACGGUACCACUCAAACGCAGCCGUGGCGCUUAGCCUAAGUUGCCGGCUCAACAAGCUCAGAUCCAACUCUAACACCGCGAACCCUCCAGGUGUGAUGAAUGUGGACCUAGCGCCGCCGGCGGAUGUUCUGGAAGAGGGAGAGAGGAUCAACGCCUUCUGGAAUGUCUUCAUCCUCGAUAAGAGUUGGUCAGUCAGAGCGGGAUCGCCGUCUCACUUCAACGGUUCUCCAGGCGCCCAGGUGGAUACCCCAUGGCCGCUACAGAUAGAAGACUACGCACAGCGUGGGUUACCUCCUAUGUUACGGGGUUCUCUCACAAUUCAGGCAUUCCUGUCUGGCAUACUGCCCGAAAUUGGGCAGGGCACGUCUUCGGUGGCAUUGCGCGCCAAAGCGUCCGCGUUGUUCGAGCGUGCCUCGCGCCUUGCCUCCCAAUGGACUCCUGCAAUGGCUUAUGUAGAACAGUUCGCCGCUGAAUUCUUCGUGCUAGAAAACGUUAUAGAACAGUUCAUGGACGCGCUGCCGCCGCUGCACGGCGCACUCGAACAAGGUAUCGCUCGGGAUCUGUUGGUCACUCACACCUUUGCCUUGGUCGCGAUCAUGCAAGUCCAUGGCGCAACCGGGCAGGGCCAGAAUGGGGCGCCGGGAAGGGACCUGGAUACUGCGCGGAGAGCCGUCGCUGCUAUCGACUCCGUAAACCUUGCCGGCUUUGCUUACGUGGAUCCCAUCAUGGCGGUGCUCUGGACGGCAGUGAGCCGUGUGUUGAUUGCUGUUGCUGGCGCUCAUCAGCAACAACACGUCGAGGCGGACCACGACGGCCUCAUCGCCGCCUUGCAGAGGCUCCUGACGGCGAUGACGACCUUCGCGCGCACGUCUCCGCUGAUGGCACUGCAAGCUGCGAAAGUCCGACAAGAGCUUGAGGGAUCCACGCAAUAGAUGGCGAUAACAGCUAUGCACCACGCUUCCAUGUAUAGAGGUGGUGAUCCCUACUGCGUAAUGCGGUCAGCCACCUUGAUGGCUGCGGCAUGUACACUCUUGAUCGGCGAUACCGUUUCACCUCUAGCUCCCUCCAAUUAUGCAAAUGUUCCUUCCCAUUCUUCCCUCUGAUGAGCGAUGCAGACACCACAGUCAGUAACUGAGACCGUCUGUCACUCCAUGUCAUCUCCCAUAGGCGAAAAGUGUCGACGUUCAGCGCCUUCGCAAGUUU